AUGUCUCUGAUGAUGGGCUCGAGUGAGAACCCGAAACGUCAGGCCAAUAAACUUCUUGUCCCAGUGAUCGCAUCUUCAUCUUCUGAACUGCUACCUGGGACUCGCCUGUUCGCUUCUAUCAGCAAUCUUUUUGGGCGCGAAGCGCUCCGAUCGGCUCGACGGUGGGAAACCUUUGCCCUUCGAGAGUCGUCAACAUAUGCGCAGAUUCGAUUUCUGCACAGGUGUCUCGACAACAAUGUGCUGCCGAAGUGCGUUUCAUACAAACCUCCGGUCAACACAGAGCUGGCGAGACGCGCAGUACUUCAGCACGGCCGACGAAUGAUCCGAGUGCUCCUUCAAGACUGUCACUCACGGAUUCGCAAAUACCGUCAGAGGAUUGACCAAGAGAAGGCAAGGUGCUGCGAGUUCAUGGGCGAGGACGGCAUAAAACUGCUUCAGCAGAGGCUGGCCGAACGAACCCGCGAACAUAAAGCAACGCGAGAAGCAGCCCUAGAGAGCAAAUUUCGUAAGCUGCCUGCUCCAAUGUCAUCCAAGAACGACAAACUGGUGCACAACUUGUCGUCAAAGGAGCUGACGGAGGAACAAAUGCAGGUUUUACGGCAUGAGGCCUCAUUCAACACAGCCGAUGCCAAACCUGCCAACAUGAUCGCAGCAGUGGAAUCAAUCCUCAGCCAGACGGGAGCGACAGACGAAACGAAGAACCUCAUUCGACACCAAGUGUCCUCCCUCCUCAUGGCUCAUAGGCCGCGCGAUGUGCUUUCCAAGGUCGAGCGUGAUGCACUUAAAGAACUCAGGGCCGACAACGACCUCGUUAUCGUGCCUGCGGACAAGGGGCGUUCAACGGUCGUAUUGGACAGGACAGACUACAAUCAAAAAGCCAAAAGCUUGUUGGAUGAUCGUCAGUCCUAUGUGCCAUGCGAAUCCAACCCCAUGAAAACGCUGACACGCGAGAUUAACGCGACGCUGUUGGCAAUGGAGAACUCAGGUGCAAUAUCGCCAAUCGACCGACGCAUGGCGAGAGCACAAGAAACGGCCCUAGCCCGAUUCUACGGUCUCCCAAAAGUGCACAAAGAGGGCGCUCCUCUCCGGCCUAUCGUGUCACUAAAGGGCACUCCAACCUACGGACUGGCAAAGUGGCUGUUCCAACGUCUCAAGUUUCUGACCUCCGAUUCGAACACCACAGUCAGCUCGUCAACGCAAUUCUUGGAGAAACUUAAAGGAGUAAGUCUCCUGCCAAGCGAUAUCAUGGUUUCCUUUGAUGUCACGUCCCUUUUUACUUCUAUCCCGCAGGACCUGGCAGUCGAGACAAUCGAACUACUCCUACGAGAGAAGUACGACGAAACGGAGAAUCGCCUCGGACACGCCCAAAUCAUCCAGCUCCUGAAGUUCUGUCUCAAGACGUACUUUACAUUCGACGGAACAAUCUACGAGCAGGUGAAGGGAACGCCAAUGGGUUCGCCGAUUUCGGGACUCAUAGCCGAGGCGGUCCUUCAACGGCUGGAGUCGCUGGUUUUCCGACACCACAGACCGAAAUUCUGGGCUCGGUAUGUGGAUGACACCUUCGUCGUCAUCGAACGGGAUCAGGUGCUGACUUUCAAAGAACAACUCAACGCCGUCUUCCCGGACAUUCAAUUUACGAUGGAGGAGGAGGAAAACAAUCAGCUGGCCUUCCUGGAUGUCCUCGUCUGCCGCAAAGAUUGUGGUGGCCUAAAAACCAAAGUGUUCAGGAAAGCGACAAAUACGACGCAAAUACUGAACUUCAAUAGCAACCACCCGAUCAGUCACAAACGCAGUUGCGUAAGGGCGCUAUACCGGCGUGUUGAGACGCACUGCAGUGAAAUGGAAGACAAGGUUGCUGAAUUACAAUAUCUUCGACGGGUAAUGAGAGCCAAUGGCUACCCGCGCAACUUUGUCAACCAGUGCAUACGAAAAGGACACCAGAGACCAAAUCCAACUAGCCCCAAAUUUUGGCGGGCUCUUCCGUACGUGAAGAACGUCUCGGAAGCCGUCAGUCGUCUUCUCACUCCACUUGGAGUUGGUGUUGCACACAGGCCGGAAGCAACCAUUAGGCGCCAAGUAAUGAGGCCAAAAGACCCGCUGCCACAACAGGAAACGUCUGGAGUCGUUUACCGGAUCUGGUGUAGUUGCGGACAAAGCAAUUAUGUCGGAGAAACUGGGAGAUUACUCCGUACGCGACUUGCCGAGCACGCAGCAGCAGUGAGGCGGGGAGACGCUAACUCUCAGGUGGCGGCACACUCGACGGGACCCGGCCAUAAUUUCAAAUUUCAAGAGGCCGAAAUCCUCGCAAGGGGUGACAACCGCGUGAGCCGCGAGCUGCUCGAUUCAUGGUUCUCAGGCCCGCAAUCCAUCAACAAACACAAUGACCUCCCGGUGGCCUAUUCCGUAUUGCGAUUUUCACUGGGCAGGAGAAUCAGUCACGUGGGGAGGGCGCGGGUGAGCAAUUAUCACGGUGACAGUGAGCCAGUUUGCCGAGCAAUCGUCACACCAGCAUCGAGCACGGAUGACGAAAUCGCGGCAAUUAACAACUCGGACUCGGACCGCCAAGCCACCGCCGCAUCAAUUACGACCCCAGCGGCGAUUGUGAGAACUGUUAAUUGCAGUGCGCAUACGGUCCCACGGCAGCCACGUGCUAUAAAUACUGCAUUCCUGGUGCCACCUUUACCUCUAUCUGCGAAUGUCUCUGAUGAUGGGCUCGAGUGA
Messenger RNA from Spirometra erinaceieuropaei, 2721 nucleotides. The record is from the annotation of a GenBank genome assembly. Lineage: Eukaryota; Metazoa; Platyhelminthes; Cestoda; Diphyllobothriidea; Diphyllobothriidae.